This is a messenger RNA of Heterotrigona itama, 1235 nucleotides long. NCBI's taxonomy places the organism in Eukaryota, Metazoa, Arthropoda, Insecta, Hymenoptera, Apidae. The record is from the annotation of a GenBank genome assembly.
AUGGUCGCUCACGUGCAGCGAGCACGAGGUCAACGCACCAAACACCUGUAAACCACGAGAGAGAUUGCAACAGAUGAUUCACCGGUUGCCUCAUAACGAAUCCUCAUAACGUAAAUCCUCCUCUGCCUCAGAAAUCCCUUCGGGGGGGGGGGGGCCCUCUAAUCUCAAGAAUGUCAUAUCCCUCGAGGAACUUAUUAUAAAAUCUUCGAAGCAAUAAGGGAUGGGAAAAAGAAAAAAUGGAAAUUACAUCGAUUGAAACUCAAAUUAUAAGAUAAAAUGAAAAAUAUAAAAAAAACUAUAAGAUGAAAUAAAAAAUAUUAUAAAAAUAGCGUAAUAUUUCCGACAAGCGAGGAGAUUCAAAAUGGAGAACUUACAUUGCCCUCUGUAUCUUCUAUGACCAAGAGGAUCGGGCUCUCUACCUUGGCCAUUUUCCUGUACAUGCUGUUCAGACUGAAUCCAUGUUGGCUGGUGCUGAAGACGAGGGUCCAGAGGUAGCCCUCCGCCCUGGCUGGCAGGUGCCGGCACAGUUGUUCCCUGUGCUCGUCGCUGAGGAUCUCAGUGUUGCCGACCAGGUCGGGAACGAUGACGUCGUUGUCGAUGGAGACGGCGCUGUUCGUGUACAGAGCUCGCCUGAGCUCCUCGCUCAUAGACAAUACCUAGAAGAUUAUAUUCAAACGUCAGUUCGACGAUCCUUGCUCGCGAGGGAUCAGUCAUCUGGAAAAACGACACGCUCAGCGAUCAGUGAAGGAUUCUCAAGUGUGAACAUAUAUCGAAAAAUGGAUCGUUACAUGGUGGUAAUAAAACAACUAGGGGAACCAGGUACCAUUAUUAGUCAUCUAAGGCUAAAAAAUUCUAAGUCUAAUACAUCUAAAGACAAACACCACUACGCAUUCACAAGUGUGGCGUGUUUGUAAUUGUUGUUUUGCUAUGUUGAUAGAGUAAUCUUGGUGUACCCUGAAGAGAGGAGUUGUAGAGACAGACACGCAUAUGUACAGAAUUAUGAGUAUUUAUACGACCGAGAAGGAUAAACGUAGAUCUCGCGUAUUAAUGGAUAAGAUUGUUAAUUGCCUUGAACAUUGUGCAAUCCAUCUUCCACGCUAAUUAUAGUCGAUGGAGUAAAAACGGGAGCGAUUUAAUUUCUUUUUUUUAUUUGUUCGUUUAGAGUUGCAAGUCUUAUGCAGAUAAUUCGAACGUCAGAGGAAAAGAAUUUAUAUUCUCCGCAAUUGACCAUGUAA